CGCCUUUAGGCCUGUUUGCCAACCGCCGGUAAACCCCAGAAGAAGACGGGUCAGCGGAAGUUCGACUGGGACCGUCAUGGCGAGCAGCCGCUGUUCGGUCGCAGCGAUGCUCCGCAACAAGCUCCGCACCUUCGCGUGCUGUUUGUUCGUUUUCGCGCAGUUGACGUCGCCGCCGGUUCGGGCCAAAGCGGACGGCCUGAGGGAGGUGACCGACGGGAGCUGGGAGCAGAUCCUGAGCGGAGAGUGGAUGAUUGAAUUCUACGCUCCGUGGUGUCCGGCGUGUCAGCAGCUGCAGCCGGUGUGGAAGGAGUUCGCAGCCUGGGGGGAGGACAUGGGGGUCAACAUCGCCAAGGUGGACGUGACAGAACAACCUGGUCUGAGCGGACGUUUCAUCAUCACCUCACUUCCUACCAUUUACCACUGUAAGGACGGCGUCUUCCGGAAGUACCAGGGAGCUCGCACUAAAGACGACUUCCUGAGCUACGUCGAUGAGCAGAAAUGGAAAGCAGUGGAGCCCAUUUCCUCUUGGUUUGGGCCGUCCUCACUCUUAAUGAAUUCAAUGUCUGCUUUGUUCAAGCUCUCCAUGUUUAUCCGGCGUUGUCAUAAUUACAUGACGGACCAGCUGGGGAUUCCUGUGUGGGGAUCGUAUGUCAUCUUUGGUUUGGCCACUCUGUUCUCUGGUCUUGCUCUUGGUCUGUUACUGGUGUUCAUUGCAGAUUUUGUCUUCCCCUCUCGACGAUUUUCUUCUCCUAAUUAUUACCAGAAGAAACAGAGCUUGGAGCAGGCGAGGUUAAUCCACCAACAAGAAGACGAGCAUGAAGCUGAUGGUGAGGAAGACGAUGACGAAGAUGACGAGGAGGAUGACGGAGACCAGGAUGAUGUCUGGAGGAGAAGAAGAGGCUCCCCUGAGGGCCGCCCAGAACCCAAGGGGCAGGGUUUGGGUGACGAAGCUCUGAGGAAGAGGGUGGUGUGUAGCCGUGAGGAAGAGGAGGAGGAGGAGGACACUUAGAGCAUCAGUGUGGAGCUUCACAUUGACCCGUACUCGUUUUGAGAAGAGCGCCGCAGAGCUGGAGGAGCCUUGGUCCAGAGCAACAGUGUUUACAGCAGGGAGUCCCAAACCUCCCCCUUAACCUUCCUCUUCUCCUCCUCCUCUGAAAACACCUCGCUUCCUUUCUUCUCCUUCCCUCGUUUCUAACGGGAGCGCUUCAGACUCUCGCCACCGCCCUCUCUGCCUGAGCAGCAGGCUCCGCCUUGAAGAAGCUAAAGCAACACUCCUGACAUCUGUCUUUGCUUGUGGGAACAAACGGCCUGGCUGAGGUUUUGGAAUGACGUGCAGUGGAGCUGGAUUUUGCAGGGUUGUUUAUGCUAUGCAUUGUUUUUUAAAGAUUUGUGUGUUAUUACAUGUUUAUCUCUGAAUUAUUGUUAUUAUUAUACCAGGCUUGCAUUUCAGGUUUAUGUUGUAGAAUUUCUACGCUUCUUCAUUUUACGUAGCAUUUAUUUUAAAAACCAUGAGAACUCAACCAGACAUUAGUGUUCUCACACAGAGGUUAAGAGAUAAAUGGAAGCACCGAGGUUCAAUGUGGCCGCAAACUUGGUUUCGUUAUGUGGUGUUCUCACAAUAAAAGCCACCAUGUUCAAAUGCUUUCAAUUCAGACCAGGAGGAUGUUUGGUUUUUAUUAUUACUAGUAACUUAAAAGCUCGAAUUCAGCUGAAGUUCUAAUCAAUCACAAACAAGCUCCUGAAAAGGACAAUGGUGUCACAUGAUGCAGGUGAUAAAUACUGAUCAGUGAUCAGUCUGUAAACUCGAAGGACACAUGGAGAACACAUACCUCUGCCGAGGCAGAAUUAUUCUGCAAACUUCUCACAGUUUCACCUGUUCAGACAUAUUAAUCAUGAUCUCUGAGUUAAUUGUUGAGAAGUUCCCAAAAUUGUGCACACGUCCACAAACGAUGUCAAAGAAAGUAAAGAAAAAACAACCUUACAUCCUCUUUUGGGCCAGUUUCAAGAAAAGGUCCACUCUGACCCGUGGAAACCUCCUUGAAUCUUUCUGUUUGGACAAUUGAUCUGAUAAACAUCUGUUUUUCUCAGUUUGUAUAAAGAAUGAAUUCUGUCGGCA
Molecule: messenger RNA, 2116 nt
Organism: Paralichthys olivaceus (Japanese flounder)
Lineage: Eukaryota; Metazoa; Chordata; Actinopteri; Pleuronectiformes; Paralichthyidae
Gene: tmx1
Product: thioredoxin-related transmembrane protein 1
Cellular component (GO): endomembrane system
Molecular function (GO): disulfide oxidoreductase activity
Source: RefSeq, a predicted model, not a curated record